AAAAAUACUUAAAGACAGAAUGAUCCGAGCUUGAAGAUGGAAAUGACCUCCUGCUCUGAGAAAACGGACCUCGGACCUAUCAGUUUGUGGAGUUUUAUUGUUAGUUUUGUCAGUUAUAAACUACAGGUGAUCCGGACGGGUCCAGAAUCCAGGAUCUUCUCAGAAAAAAACACAAACCUUUCUGAGCCAUGCUGUCUCCCAUGUAUGCAGACAGCUCAGUCAUCAUGGAGAGAGCGCCGUCCUUGCGGAAGGGUGGGAGAGUGCAGCCACAGGGCCACAAACUGCGCUGUCAUCCUCCUACCAGCGGGAGCAGUGUUUGUGCCCACCCCACCUACUAUCAUACUGUGUAUGACAUGAGUGAUGAAGCAUGCCAGGUUGACUCCUUUGACUACAGCAAAACGAAUGGGGAAACCGUGGUGAUGGAUGGCACACUUUACUCUUUGAUGCCCAGUGAUUCUCUGGUUCCUCCUGUCAGAAGGAGAGGGGGCCUAGUUGACCACCGUGAUGUCAUCAAAGCUCACCAGUCCCAUAAAUUGCAGAGCACUCCACAAGCCCGACGAAAACAAUGGGAAAUGGCUCGGUUCGGAGACGAAGUGCCGGCCAGGUACGGCGGCGGGGGCUCCGGUCAGGGGGGACCCGGCCGCGGCGGCAGCAGGCAGGGCGGCCCGCCAGGGGCCCAGAGAAUGUACAAGCAAUCGAUGGCCCAGAGAGCCCGGACCAUGGCCCUCUACAACCCGAUCCCGGUCCGACAGAACUGCCUGACGGUCAACCGCUCUCUGUUUCUCUUCAGUGAAGACAACAUAAUUCGAAAAUACGCCAAAAAGAUCACCGAAUGGCCUCCGUUUGAGUGGAUGAUUUUAACCACCAUCAUUGCCAACUGCAUCGUACUGGCUCUUGAACAACACUUGCCAGAUGGAGACAAAACUCCACUGUCAGAACGACUGGAUGACACAGAGCCCUAUUUCAUUGCUAUUUUCUGUUUUGAAUCGGGCAUUAAGAUUCUUGCGCUGGGAUUUGCCUUCCACAAGGGCUCCUACCUGAGAAAUGGCUGGAACGUGAUGGACUUUGUAGUGGUGCUCACGGGUAUCCUGUCCUCCGUGGGGUCAGAAUUAGACCUGCGGACAUUGCGAGCAGUCAGAGUGUUGCGGCCACUAAAAUUGGUGUCAGGAAUUCCAAGCCUGCAGGUGGUGCUGAAGUCCAUCAUGAAGGCCAUGAUUCCACUUUUGCAAAUUGGCGUGCUCUUAUUUGUGGCCAUCCUUAUGUUUGCCAUUAUUGGCCUGGAGUUCUACAUGGGCAAAUUCCACGAAACAUGCUACGACAAUGUCACAUUUGAGAUUUUUGACGAACAGCCCUGUGGUGCUCGAAGCUGUCCGGACUGGUCGAAUUGUAUGGGAUACUGGAUCGGCCCAAACUAUGGCAUCACACAGUUCGACAAUGUCCUUUUUGCCGUGCUCACUGUUUUCCAGUGCAUCACCAUGGAGGGUUGGACGGACAUGCUUUAUUACAGCAAUGAUGCCUUAGGGAGUGCAUGGAACUGGAUGUACUAUGUUCCCCUCAUCAUCAUAGGAUCCUUCUUUAUGCUUAAUCUGGUGUUGGGUGUCCUUUCAGGCGAGUUUGCCAAAGAAAGAGAGCGUGUGGAGAACAGAAGCGAGUUCCUCAAGCUCAAACGUCAGCAGCAGAUAGAGAGAGAACUCAAUGGAUAUCUGGAAUGGAUCUGCAAAGCAGAGGAGGUCAUACUCGCUGAGGAUGACAUUGGCCCCGGUGACAGAUCUCGUCGCAGGCCCACAUUAAAGAAAAACAAAGCUGACCUUUUAAAUCCAGAAGAAGGAGAGGACCACAUGGGAGAUGCAGUUGGGUCGCCUUUUGCUCGUGCGAGCAUAAAGAGCGGGAUGGGUGACGGAACUCCGUUUAACAAGAAAGAGCGCCGUCUUCGCUUCUUUAUUCGAAAGAUUGUAAAGACUCAGACGUUCUACUGGACCGUCCUCAGCCUGGUGGGACUCAACACACUGUGCGUGGCCGUCGUACACUACGAUCAGCCCGAAAUGCUGUCAGACUUCCUCUAUUAUGCUGAGUUCAUUUUCCUAGGCCUCUUUAUGUCAGAGAUGCUGAUUAAGAUGUACGGACUGGGGACGCGCCCUUAUUUCCACUCCUCGUUCAACUGUUUCGACUGUAUCGUCAUCGUUGGCAGCAUAUUUGAGGUGUUCUGGGCCAUGGUAAAGCCAGGGGCGUCCUUUGGAAUCAGCGUGUUACGAGCUCUCCGACUGCUUAGGAUCUUCAAAGUCACCAAAUACUGGGCGUCUUUGCGUAAUCUGGUAGUGUCUCUUCUGAACUCCAUGAAGUCCAUUAUCAGUUUACUUUUCCUUCUCUUCCUCUUCAUCGUGGUCUUUGCUCUUCUCGGCAUGCAGCUGUUCGGUGGACAGUUUAACUUUGAGCAAGGCACUCCUCCCACAAACUUUGAUACUUUCCCUGCUGCCAUAAUGACAGUGUUUCAGAUUCUAACAGGAGAGGAUUGGAACGUGGUGAUGUAUGAUGGCAUUAAGUCUCAGGGAGGGGUGGACAAAGGAAUGAUCUUCUCCGUAUUCUUCAUUGUCCUCACACUCUUUGGCAACUACACACUACUGAAUGUAUUCUUGGCUAUCGCUGUGGACAACCUGGCCAAUGCUCAGGAACUAACUAAGGAUGAACAACAAGAAGAGGAGGCCACAUCACAAAAGCUUGCUCUUCAGAAAGCAAAAGAAGUGGCAGAAGUGAGCCCACUGUCUGCUGCCAACCUCUCUAUUUCUGCAGUUACAGUAAAAUCUGAACGUAUCGAUGCCACAGACAGUUUACUGGACUGUAAAGAGCAGCAGAAGAACUCGAAAGGUUCUAAGUCGGUGUGGGAGCAGCGCACAAGCGAGAUUCGCAGACAGAACCUGAUGACCAGCAGAGAGGCACUUUACAAUGAACUUGAUGCAGAAGAUCACUGGAAGAUGAACUACCGCAACCGUCCUGACAUGAAGACCCACUUGGACCGCCCACUAGUUGUUAAUCCUCAGGAGAACCGCAACAACAAUACCAACAAGCCCCGACCGGGUGAACCAAACCCCCAGGAGCUGAACCAGCAGAGGGGUGAAGAAUACUUGCAGCACCAGCCCCGAUACCACCACCAUCACAGUCAUCAUCAUCACCACCACCACCACACCCACUCCAGCCGCCAGUCCCUACACCACCCAGAGCAGGGGGAGGCAGGGUGCGAAUAUGCCCAGAGAGGAGGCGAGGACGUGGAGGGCGCAGGCGAGCACAGGCGACCCAGGCACCACCAGCACAGAAGGAGGGAUGAAGAUGGAGCAGAAAGAGGGAGGAGACACAGAGAACACCACAGCAGAGGAGAGACAGGAGGAGAAGGGGAGGAGGGCCAAGAGAAGAGGCAGAGGAGGCAUCGCCAUGGAAACCAUGGGGAUGGAGAUGGAAGGAGGGAUAGGGAACGGAGUCGACAGCAUCAAGCUAGAAAAGAGGCUAGUUUAUCGUUGGCCCGUCCAAUUCAGCCUGGUCUGUCUCACACGGAGAGCCAGUACAGUGAGGAUAUGGACAACCUGCGAAACAGCAGCAAGAUGGCCAUCCAUGACCCUGAUCCUGAUCUUUAUGACCCCUACUGUGACCCAGAGCAAGCUAAUAAUCUGCUGAACCUGCGUGGACCAGAUCUCCAUGACAGCAGUCUCAUUCUGACAGACUCCACCAAAACCCCCAGCAAACUCGACCACACUGCCAUAGAUAUGCCCCCGAUUUACCCCUCACUCAACGCCAAGUUACAAGUGAACAAAAAUGCCAACACAGAGCCGGCUAAAGAAGGAGAGAAGAAAGAAGAGGAAGAAGACAAUGGUGGCGACGAAGACGGACCCAAACCCAUUCCCCCAUUCAGUUCCUGUUUCAUUCUAUCCACAACCAACCCGUUCCGGAGAUGCUGUCACUACAUACUGACGCUACGUUAUUUCGAGAUGUGUAUUCUGUCAGUCAUCGCUAUGAGCAGUAUUGCAUUAGCGGCUGAAGAUCCCGUAUCGCCAGAAUCACCUCGAAACAACGUUUUGCGUUACUUUGACUAUGUAUUCACGGGUGUGUUCACCUUUGAGAUGCUCAUCAAGAUGGUGGUGUUAGGCUUGGUUUUGCAUGAGGGCUCAUAUUUUCGUGACCUCUGGAACUUUCUGGACUUUGUAGUGGUUAGUGGUGCCCUGGUAGCCUUUGCCUUCACGGGGAGCAGUAAGGGGAAAGACAUCAGUGUCAUCAAGUCUCUGAGGGUCCUAAGGGUGCUACGUCCACUCAAGACCAUCAAACGUCUUCCUAAACUAAAAGCGGUGUUUGACUGUGUAGUAAACUCUCUGAAGAACGUGUUGAACAUCCUCAUUGUCUACAUGCUGUUCAUGUUCAUCUUCGCUGUGGUGGCCGUGCAGCUCUUUAAGGGACGAUUCUUCUACUGUACCGACGAGUCCAAAGAGUUCGCCCGUGACUGCAGGGGCGAAUAUUUGGUGUAUGAGCGUAAUAACGAGGUCAAAUCGCAGAAGCGGGAGUGGAAGAAGUACGAUUUUCACUACGACAACGUGCUUUGGGCCCUGCUUACUCUCUUUACUGUGUCCACUGGAGAGGGAUGGCCGCAGGUGUUGAAGCACUCUGUGGACUCCACUUAUGAGAACCAGGGCCCGAGCCCGGGGUACCGGAUGGAAAUGUCCAUCUUUUACGUGGUGUACUUCGUUGUCUUCCCCUUCUUCUUCGUAAACAUCUUUGUAGCUCUCAUCAUCAUCACUUUCCAGGAGCAAGGAGACAAGAUGAUGGAGGACUACAGCCUCGAAAAGAAUGAGAGAGCCUGUAUUGAUUUUGCUAUAAAUGCCAAACCUCUAACGCGCCACAUGCCUCAGAACAAGCAAAGCUUUCAGUACCGAAUGUGGCAGUUUGUGGUGUCGCCUCCGUUUGAGUACAGUAUCAUGGCUCUCAUUGCGCUCAACACAGUCGUCCUUAUGAUGAAGUACGACGGGGCCUCCGAGGCGUAUGAUAAAGUCCUGAAGAACCUGAAUAUUGUGUUCACGACACUCUUCUUCAUGGAGUGUAUUCUGAAAAUCAUUGCCUUUGGUAUCAAAAAUUAUUUCCGAGACGCUUGGAAUAUUUUUGAUUUUGUGUCCGUUAUCGGCAGCAUCACAGAUAUUUUAGUGACAGAGUUUGGGAAUAACUUCAUAAACCUGAGUUUUCUGAGACUCUUCCGAGCAGCACGUCUCAUUAAGCUCUUGAGGCAGGGCGAGACCAUUCGCAUUCUGCUUUGGACCUUCGUUCAGUCAUUUAAGGCUUUGCCAUAUGUGUGUCUGCUCAUUGCAAUUCUGUUCUUCAUCUAUGCCAUCAUUGGCAUGCAGUUGUUUGGGAACUUGGAUAUUACAGAAGAGGAAGACAGUGCGAUCAACGAACACAACAACUUCAGAACCUUCAUCAUGGCCCUAAUGCUCCUCUUCAGGAGUGCCACUGGCGAGGCAUGGCAUGAUAUCAUGCUGGCAUGUCUCGGAGGAAAGAAGUGUGAUGAGAAAUCUGGGAACGAAGGGCCAGAGUGCGGCAGCAACUUUGCCUAUGCAUACUUUGUUUCUUUCAUCUUCCUCUGUUCUUUCCUGAUGCUGAAUCUCUUCGUUGCUGUCAUCAUGGAUAACUUUGAGUACUUGACCAGGGACUCCUCCAUCCUGGGUCCACAUCAUUUGGAUGAGUAUGUCAGGAUAUGGGCAGAGUACGACCCAGCAGCCUGCGGCAGGAUCAGUUACACUGAUAUGUAUGAGAUGCUCAGGCACAUGUGUCCUCCGCUAGGCCUGGGAAAGAGGUGCCCGGCUCGGGUCGCCUACAAGAGACUGCUACGUAUGGACCUCCCUGUUGCUGAUGAUAACACGGUGCAUUUCAACUCUACUCUGAUGGCUUUGAUACGCACAGCUCUGGACAUCAAAAUCGCCAAGGGAGGCGCGGACAAACACCAGAUGGACGCGGAGCUCCGUAAGGAAAUGAUGGCGAUUUGGCCAAAUCUCUCCCAGAAGAACCUGGAUCUGCUGGUAACGCCACACAAGUCAGCGACAGACCUGACAGUGGGCAAGAUCUACGCCGCCAUGAUGAUAAUGGAGUACUACCGGCAGAGCAAGGCCAAAAAGCUGCAGGCGCUUCGUGAGGAGCAGAACCGAACGCCAUUAAUGUUUCAGCGCUUGGAGCCAUCCCCGAACCAGGAAGGGGGACCGGGGGUGAACGGUCUCCCAGAGUUGCCGCAGGAACCUGUCAAUAGCCUGCCUCCAGAGGGUGGAAUGAGUGAGAGCCAAUCUUGGGUGACGUCCCGUGCCCAGGAAAUGUUCCAGAAGUCUGUUCCGGAAAACUGGAACCCUGACAGACCAUCGUAUCCUGAUGACCAUCACAACAGCCGCCAUAAUCCACAGACGGUAGAAAUGAGAGAGAUUGGCCCUGUUGGGGACGGUUACUCGGACACUGAGCCCUAUCACCCAAUGGAAGGGCAUGGGCGGACCAUCUCCAUGCCACGCCUCUCAGCAGACAACCAAAGUGUGCAUUCUGCUGCGCGACGGAGACACAGGCCGCGAGGAAGUAACCUCAGUACCAUCACCGACACAAGUCCAAUGCGCCGUUCUACAUCCUCACUGGUCCACGGACGUUCUGGUCGAGGCGUACGAUUGGACGAUUAUUCUUUGGAGAGGGUGGUGUCAGAAGAGAUUCACCGACACGGUCCGCGAAGGAGAGAGCGUGAUCGAGACCGGGAGAGAGACCGCAGUCACCGCACCUCAGAGAGAUCCCUCGCUCGCUAUACAGACGCAGACACAGGACUGGGCACAGAUCUUAGCACCACUACACAGUCAGUUGACCUUCCACCUAAAGAGAGAGAACGAGAACGGGGUCGAGCAAAAGACCGUCGCCACCACCAUCAUCAUCAUCACCACCACAGCUCGGUGGAUAAAGAGCGUUACGGUCAUGAGCGUGACUACCACCGUCAUCCUCAAGACAGAUCUGAUCGCCAAUGGUCCCGCUCACCGAGUGAGGGGAGAGGGCACAGACAGGGCAGUAGUUCUGUGAGCGGAAGCCCCGUUCCCUCGACGUCGGGGACCAGCACCCCCCGGCGUGGCCGUCGGCAGUUGCCCCAGACCCCAUCCACACCUCGUCCUCAUGUCACCUACUCCCCAGCCGUCCGCAAGCCUCCAUACGGCUCCCCGGGCCAGGGUCGACUCCGCUCCCCUUCCCCGCGACACUUCUCUCCACCAGACCAUGAACCGCCCUACCACCGUCCACCCUCCCGCCAUGCCUCGCCUCAUCACGACUCGCCCCGGCACGUCUCCCCGCGCUCCCCCAGGCAUGCGUCACCCAGGUCCCCACGUCACGGCCGCUGGGGCCCGCCGCCGGACAGCCUGGAGGGCGAUGGACCAUUCUAUGACCGGGACUAUGAGUACGAGCGGCACCACGAGCCACCUGCCUACGAGCAGAGUCUAUCGCAGGGCAACCCUCACCCUCAUUCUCACCCGCACCCCCGGUCCCCAAGGACUGCUCGUCACGGGCCUCCCUUACACCCGCGCCGUGUGCCGAACGGCUACCGUUCCUCCUCGCCCUCCCCGCACCGGCGCGACCCCCACCCAGGCCCACACCGGCCGCCAAAUGGCCGUGGGCCCCGGAAGGGGUUGCACGAACAAUAUAGCGAGACGGACGAGGAUGAUUGGUGUUAGUGCGCAGGGUGACCAGGAGGGGGCGCCGCUCAACUCAAAACCGAGAUGUUUAUGCACCGCAGCAGGGAGAGAGGGGACGGAAGAGGAAAAGCAAAUGGUGCUUUUGCGCCAUCGUGAGACUCUAAACCUUGGAGUGGCACAUCGAGCUUCCCUACUCCCUCUCUCUCUCUAUUGCUUUCUCCUGCUCUCUAGACUAUGUUGCCCAUGCUGCUCAGCAAGCAAGGGAAUGGGAGCAUACGAGAGAUAAAUGGGGUGGUUGCGUUUAGAUGGACUGAACUUUAAAGAUCAGAGUCGUUGUGUUUGAACACUCCACUCCAGACUGAGCAAGACCGAUUGCUUCUUGCACGAUGGAAAAAAUGAGCAACAUCAUCUGUCAAUCAAAAAAAAGACAAGAAAAAAUGAGUUUUGAAAAAAAGUUUGAAAAUCAAGCCAGAACCCCUUUUUUCCCCCUCACAUCUAUGCCUCUUGAAAAGACCCAAAAAAUUAAAAAGGGAAGAAAAAAAAUAGACAUUGUUGAAGAAAAAGCUAGUUUUCUUGUGAACAAGAGCUCUACCUACUGCAAAACCAGCCCCAUGUGCUGGCCAAUAUCGAUGAGUUUUAUCAUCUACGUUUACUGUUACCAACUCAAGACGCUGAGUGACCUCAUCACCUGGGGGAGGGGUUAACUGUCGAAGAGGCGUGGCAUAUGAAAGGACUCAGUGCAGGCGGGAGGAGGCGGGUUGGCGUGGCACACCGAAAACCCCGCCCACAAACUGCCACUCAAUGAUAAAGGAAAAGACAGCGGAAAAAGAAUGAAACGGCAGAUGAGGGAGGGACGGAAAGACUAUUUCCUCUUCAGAAUGUCUUCAAUUGAUUACUUCUUCUUUUUUAACAUUUGGAGCUUGGUUAUUCUGUUGCAUUUGCUCAGCUUUCUUUGAUAUUUUUGGACUAAAAUCUGAUGGAAACUUGCAUGAGUGAUUUAAAAAAUAUAUAUAUAUAUCAGACAGAAGAUUUACUGUGGGAAGGGGGGGUGAUAGCUCUCUUUUUUCCAUUCAGUUUAAGGAAGUUCUUUCUCUCGUUUCCUCCCUGUUGCUCUUGCCAUGUCUACAGACCUUUAUGUGCAGAUGGAGUUUAUAGAUAGACGUUAAAGCAGACCUUUCUAGAUAGCGAGACAGAUCUGAAGGUGUUUUCUAUGUUAUUUCCAUCUGAGGAUCCCAGAUGAUGUUCUGCACUGUUUAUAAUUACUUUGGAUUGCACUAAAAACUAGCCUGAAUGGUGAAACCUCCCUCAUUACAGCUCUGUCAGCCAUGGUUGUGAACAGAGAGAAACGGGGUGAGAGAUGUUCUCCUUUCUAAAGGCUUCAUUUGCUAUUGUCAAUAACAGUAGUCUUAUAAUGAUGAAAACUAUCUUAAUGCAAUUGAUGUAGAUGACGGUGAUGCUGAUGAAGAUAGAGGUGGUCAUGUGACUUUGUUGUCUUGUUUUCAGGAGUUUUGUCUGCUGUGGCCAUCUUGUUUCGAACUCUUUGUGUUUGUUUUUGGUUCUGUUCACAACAGAUUGAAGUCUAUAAGGGUGCGCUUCUGAUAGCAUCCUGAAGUUUACGUACUUGUGACCUCAGCUGAGUAGAAUAUUCCUAUCAGUAGUGAAUAGUUUUGGUCAGAGCUCAUGAAUGUUUUAAAAGAGAGAGUCAGGCCAUUCAGGAUACCCUCGGACAGUUUUCGUGUCAGAGUUUUUCAGACAAAUUCAGGGUCCAUUUCAUAGUUAUUUUUGGACAGAAAAAGAUGGUCACACAACAGUGUGAUCAGGAGAGAUUGUUUUAUAGAAGGUCAGAUUUUAACCCCUUAAAUUAUUUCACUGCUAAUGUAAGUGCAAGUUCAUAUUUUGGGCGAUGAAUGUUGUUGUUUACUUUUUGUCCAUGUUGUGGUGCUGUUACACAGCUUUAGCCAGGCUAGACUAUGGACAAACGAUCCCUUAUGAAAGUACGGUGGCCAGAGGGAGCUAUUACAUUUGCAAAACUGUUCCCAGACAGUAGGUGACGUAGCAGGUCUGUCGAAGCUCGCCUUCGACAGUCGUUUUUUGAGAAUUUUGACCUGGAUAGUCUUUGAUCAAGUAACUGGAAACGAUUCUUCCACCCUGCCUUCCUGUUCCCUGCCAUGGGCAGUUUGUCAUGUCUUUGGCUGCCUGCUCAAUCUGAGACCCUCCCCCUUCUGCUCAGGAUACAACGAUACAGCCAAACGUAUAUCUCACAGGGGUGUAGAGGUGCGGCCUUUUCAGCCUCCCCUACUGUCAUUUAACCUGUCCAGCUGACCCACACCCAUCCAACCAUCUAAAAACAUCAGAAAAGACCAAAUGUUUAUUAAAUAUCCCAUUACAACAGGGUUUUUUUCCCCCCUGCAGAUAAGGAUUUUAUUGUGCAUAGGCUACUCUUUUAUAGCUCAGGAGCCGUGUAUUUCUCAGUUUUGUUUAAGUGUCAACUUUGUCUCAGAUGUUUCUCCAAAAAUCGAGAAGAAAAAAAAUCACAAAUGAGACAAAUGUUGCCGUGCUGUAUGAAUAUAGAGCUAUAAAAUAAAUGUGGGUAGCAUCAUCUGAAAUCGUUUUUCUGAAACUCUAGAGGAGACGCAUGUGAGAUCUUUUUUUUUUUCUCAGGAGAAAAAACUCCAAAAGUCUCAAUUUUAUCUCAUUGCUGUCUAGGAGUAAGAAUUAAAGAGAUCUCUUUUAUGAUUUUUCUUUAUGGAAUGUUUAAGAUCAGAAACCCUGACUGUAGUUUUGCUUAAAAAGAUGCAGAAGUUUCUCUUAAAGCGGUCAGCAUGGGAAUCCGUAAGGUUUCA
Molecule: messenger RNA, 10507 nt
Organism: Rhinichthys klamathensis goyatoka
Lineage: Eukaryota; Metazoa; Chordata; Actinopteri; Cypriniformes; Leuciscidae
Gene: cacna1ab
Product: calcium channel, voltage-dependent, P/Q type, alpha 1A subunit, b
Exons: 52
Coding region: 189-7703 (2504 amino acids)
Biological process (GO): calcium ion import across plasma membrane; chemical synaptic transmission
Cellular component (GO): neuronal cell body; voltage-gated calcium channel complex; membrane
Molecular function (GO): high voltage-gated calcium channel activity; calcium ion binding
Source: RefSeq, a predicted model, not a curated record